AUGGCGCUCUCGUGGUGGCUGCCUGCGGCUGCUCUGCUGCUGGUGGCGGUGGGGGCCGCCUCCCUGGCUCUGUACCGGUGGCGGCGCUACAGCACGUUCUUCUCGCGCCGCGGCGUCCCCUGGGCCCCCCCGCUGCCGCUGGUGGGCAACAUGCUGGACGUGGUGCUGGGCAGGAGGUCCUUCGUCGACGUCGCUGCCCGUCUGUACCGACAGCUGGAGCCCUACUCUUAUGCGGGGGUCUACAAUUUAGCGAGCCCAGUGUUGCUGGUGAGGGAUCCCGAAAUCGUCCACGCCAUCACCACCACCGAUUUUGACCAUUUCACCGAUCACGCCGAUUUCAUGAGCGUCGACGGGUGCAACCCACUACUGCAGCGAAUGAUUCUCGCACUGAAAGGAACAGAAUGGCGUGAUAUGCGGACCAUAUUAACUCCUGCAUUUUCCGUAGUGAAGAUGAAGAGCAUGUUUAUGCCGAUGUCAGAGAUUUGCCAACAGAUGACUGAUUAUCUAGACAAGAAAAUUGCCGAAUAUCCAGCUUCCUCAAGAAAGGAAGACAUCUUCACCGUAGAGAUGAAGGACCUCUUCACCCGGGUGGCGAACGACAUAAUUGCAACGACGGCUUUUGGUCUCAAGGUGGAUUCGCUGAUGGACCGCGACAACAGUUUAUACCGCAUGGGCCGCAGACUGACGAAGGUAAACCCCCUUACCGCUGCUGGUUACUUCGUAUCGCCGAGGAUCAUGCAGGUGCUGGGCAUCCCAUUCUUCGACCGAAAGUCGGUGCAAUUCUUCAGGUCAAUGGUAAGGGACGCAAUUCAGGCCAGAAAGAGGGAGGGUAUCGUUCGUCCGGACGUGAUAAAUUUGCUACUGCAAGCACGCCGAGGUGACGUAAACUCUGAGGAGCAAGAGAAGAUCGGACCUACAAAACGCGAUGUUAUGACUCUGACUGACGACGACAUCGCGGCGCAGGCUCUGAUAUUUUUCUUCGGUGGCUUCGAAAACGUGUCAACAGCGCUGGCCUUCUGCAGCCACCUGCUGGCUACACACGCGGAGGUGCAGCGGCGCCUGCUGGACGAGGUGGACGAUCUGAUGCAGAAGAGCGGGGGCCAGCCCAGCUACGAGCAGGUCAUGGCCAGCCAGUACCUCGACAUGGUCGUCUCCGAGUCGCUCCGGAUGUACCCGUCUGCCUUCGUCCUCGACCGCCAGUGCGUGCGACCCUACCGCCUGCCGGCCACAGAGCACUGCCGGGGAGUCGAACUGCGGCCCGGGGACGACGUCUGGGUGUUCGUCCACGCCAUCCACAACGACCCCAAGUACUUCCCACAGCCAGAGCGCUUCGACCCGCAGCGCUUUAGCCCCGAGAACAGGCGCAGCAUCAACAAGUCCAGUUACUUCCCCUUCGGAUCUGGGCCUCGCAUGUGCAUUGCGCAGAGGUUCGCGCUGAUGGAGGUGAAGCUGGUGCUGGUGCACCUGCUGGCGCGGUUCAGCCUGGUGGCCGUCGCCGAAACGCCGGCGACUCUCCAGACGGACCCCAGCAGUCUGACGAUGGCCAUUAAGGGCGGCAGCUGGCUCGGGGUGCAGCGCAGACGUCGAACACAAUUGGACAGCGAAGUUGGCUCGUUCGGGGGCUCUCGAGAGAGCGUGUUAAUGAGAAAUUUGUAACUGGUACUACUCUAGUACAAGAAUCUUGUAUUCUGUAGAAUAUGAGAGCAGAAGGGGAUCACAGGUAGUCCGUGGAGAACUUUUCAGCUGACGCGCAACACUUGCGACAUACAAAUUCGAGGUCUGUAAAUAAGUAAUGACUCAGAUUUUUUACGAGAAUCUUAAGAAGAAAGUAGAGCUGUCUCCAACUCGAAGGAUCGUUUUAACACGGCAGUGCUUUAUUAGGCGUUGUUAAAUUGAAGAGAAUAUGUUUUUGAAUUUCUCCAAUUUUUCGACAAAUAACUAGCCAGCUACAGAAUUACCUGCAGUGGCCUCCCCACCACAGUGAAGUUUCUUCAUCAACAGAGGUGAAAGCUGUGAUAACACAUAAAUCUGAAGACCGCCUGACGAUUAAAUCUCGGACAUGUGGAGUCUGACAACCACUAUAUCACCUCGCAGUAUGCAAGUUACACACAGAAUACGCACAGUAAACUACAAAUUUAGUCUGCCGCUUUCAAAUUACUCUUCUUGGAAAGUACCUGCUAUUGUAAUGAUCCUACGCACCUCUGGUAAUCAAGCAUGUAAUCUGCCUCUAUUACUCGCCCACAGUGUUAUUGCGCCUGGGAGUUUGGGCCCUUCGGUCAGUUUAUCGAGCGUUUUUACCCUGAUAAUUCACGAGGAUACGCUAAACCACUUGAUAAUAUAUGCACAGCUGUGCCGAACACAUUCACUGUGCGAUGCGGUUUCCUUGGCCACCACCGUGCCUGUGACGUCACCGCAUGUUUCCUGCAUCAGCCGUGGGAGUCCAGGUACAAUGAUAUCGUGGUUAGGUAGUACACUUAUAUUCUGAAAAAUACCUUACGGUGCGUUGUGGAAGGUAGUUGCGGCUCCACUAUCGUUCGCUCUCCCUUCUCCUUUCCAUUCCUGUAUUGCAAGUGGGAAUAACCGCAGCCAGUAAACCUCUGUAACGGCUCCAAUUUAUCUAACUCAUCUUGUUGUAGUCAUUUCGCGUGAAACAUAGCAGGAAAUAAUACGUUCACUGUUUCCUCUUGGAAUAUUUAUUUUCUAAAUUUCAAUAACAAACCUCUCCUUGAUACUCAACUCUUAUCUUGUAAAAUCUUGCAGUUUACUAAACAUCUCCAUAACGGCCUCGCGCUUCUUAAACGAUACCAUAACAAAACGUGACACACUUCUUUGCAUUUUCUCAAUUUCUUCUAUUAAUCCAGCCUGGAAAUGGUCCCAGACUCACGAAAAACAUUCAACAAAACGUUUUACAAUUGUUCUGAAAGCCACUUAUUUUGUGGAUGAAUUCUAUUUCCAAAUUUUUAUUCCAGUGACUCUCAGCCUGGCAACUGUUUCCUCUACUGUUCGUUUUAUGCGGCCGUUCCACUUGCGUCUGUCCGGUCGGACAGUUACUCCUUGGUAUCUUACAGCUGGUACUGUUUCCAGCGGUUUACCACUGAUAUUGUAGUAGUUGUAUUAGAUCACCUGUACAAGGGUAUUGGACAUAUUGUGCCAUUACAAUUUAAGAAAUAACAAGAUUUAUUUGUAUAGACAUUUGUAUAAUUACAGAUCUGGUUUGACAGGGAUGGGACGAGUGGUUGGUCGUGGACUGAGAGCAGGAACUAUUGCAAUAUUUUCUUGAAGUGGUUUGGAGGAAACAAGAACAAACAAAAUCUGGAUGGUAAUAUUAAGACUGAAUCUUUUACUCUCCCACGUACAAGACUGGCUCAGACUCAUUGGAAUAAUAAUUAAGAAGUAUAAUUCAUGCAGAAAAGAAGUGGUCGACAAAACAUUGUUUAAAGCAGUGCUAUCUUAUUCGGUUUAUCCCUAGAACAAAUGCUAUUUCUCAAGGAAGAUAUUUAAUAAUUUACACACUGUAAAACACUACCUCUCACUCUCAUUGACUGUACACAUUUACACACUUCGCACACUACAUAUAAUACAUACACAUUAUUUCCUAACAAUGUACACAGCAUCAGCUGACGUCAUGACAUUAGUGAUGAAGUUUGUUUCCAUUUUGUGUACCACAACUCGUUUGCUAGCCUCAAAAACCGACUCACUGUCCUUCUAUGUGGAGUCAGAUGUUCAACUUAGAAAGAAGAUGAAAUACUAGUAUUAUACAGUGCUCACCUUUGAGAGCAAGUAUUUCCAGGUAAGAAAAAGAAGAACGAAAGAAAACAAAGUUAGUGUAUAAGUGUUAUUUGAAAUCAGGUUUUAGCAUUAUUAUCGUUAUAAUCGUCUACUUGUGUUAUAUUUUUUGUCAAAUCCCUAACCAGAGUUAUUUAAGUAAUCCUUCAUUGUAUAAAACGCAUUGCUUAACAGGUGUUUUAACCGCCUUUUUAAAUAAGUUACUGUUAGUAAUCUCUUUAAUCUCCUUGGUCAAUCUAUUGUGCAAUUUUAUUCGUAUGUAGAAAACUGUUUUCUGAUUUCUAUUGGUAUUUUGUAAUUGUAAAUUCAGUGUAGAUCUCGUUCCAUGGUCAUGACAGAGCUGUUUGUGCAGUAAUUAUCAUGAAUGAGUUUAUUUGUGAUGCAUGCAACUAACUGAUUAUGUACUCACACGCUGUCUUUAAUAUCUCCAUUGUUUCUUACAUAUCUUUACAAUAAACUC
Messenger RNA from Schistocerca americana (American grasshopper), 4246 nucleotides. Its product is annotated as cytochrome P450 9e2-like. NCBI's taxonomy places the organism in Eukaryota, Metazoa, Arthropoda, Insecta, Orthoptera, Acrididae. The transcript is spliced from 7 exons. Gene Ontology annotation, molecular function: monooxygenase activity; iron ion binding; heme binding. The record is from RefSeq and is a predicted model, not a curated record. The coding region runs from base 1 to 1656 and encodes 551 amino acids.